Mercurialis annua (annual mercury) is the source of this 803-nucleotide messenger RNA. Its product is annotated as glutathione S-transferase U7-like. Bases 59 to 718 code for a protein of 219 amino acids. NCBI's taxonomy places the organism in Eukaryota, Viridiplantae, Streptophyta, Magnoliopsida, Malpighiales, Euphorbiaceae. Gene Ontology annotation, molecular function: glutathione transferase activity. Gene Ontology annotation, cellular component: cytoplasm. Gene Ontology annotation, biological process: glutathione metabolic process. The transcript has 2 exons. The record is from RefSeq and is a predicted model, not a curated record.
AGAUAAGAAAAAAAAAGUUGUAUUAUCACUCAAAUUAUUCCUUAAAAGUUAGUCAAAAAUGGGGGACCAAGUGAAGUUACUUGGCACAUGGGCUAGUCCAUUUAGUCAUAGAAUAGAACUUGCCCUUAAGCUCAAAGGGAUACAGUAUGAAUUCAUAGAAGAAGAUCUCUCCAACAAGAGUUCUUUGCUUCUGAAUUCAAAUCCAGUUUAUCAAAAAAUUCCUGUGCUCAUUCACAAUGGAAAAUCAAUUGCAGAAUCGCUUGUCAUUCUCGAAUACAUCGAAGAAACUUGGCAAAAUAAUCCGUUCCUCCCAAAAGAUCACUUUGAUCGCGCUACAGCUCGUUUUUGGGCUAAAUUCGUAGAAACGAUCCUGCAAACUACACGAAACUAUAGAACUGCAAAGGAGGAGGAAAGAGAGCAAAUUUAUAAAGAACUUGGUGAGCAACUUAAGACUCUUGAGAAUGAAUUGAAUGGAAAAGAAUUUUUCGGAGGCGAGAGCAUUGGAUUUUUAGAUAUCGUAAUAUUUUACAUAGUCUAUUGGUUCCAAAUUCGACAAGAAGUUUUGCAGAUCGAGAUUAUUACCAAAGAAAAACUCCCAAUUUUGUGCAAUUACAUGGAAAAGCUUUACGAAAUUGAUGUGGUGAAACAAUGUUUACCUCCGAAAGAGAAGCAUUUAGCUUAUGUUAGAGCUCUUUUUGCCAAACAUUUUCCAAAAUAAAAGCUACUUCAAGUCUAUUGUAUUAUGUGAUUCUAUCUUCAUUUGAUCUUAUUUUAUGAAUAAAAUUGUUCUGUUUCUUGUUGAA